AUGCUUGCCAGGACCUUUAUGCGCGCGGCGCAAUCGCCUGUCUUGAGCAGAGCUGCAACUCGAUCAAUCCGAGCCCAAAAUGUCUCUUUACCAGUCUCUGCCGUGCAAUUACGUGGCAUGGCACAAAACACCAAGAAGCCAUCCGAUUCACCAAAGCAGGCGCCCUCCGCCUCGCAACCAAAGUCUCAACCCCAGUCUUCAGAGUCCGAGUCUUCGCCUUCAUCCAAGAGCGAGGAAUCCCAAAUACCCGAGACGCCUGAGGAGCCCCAAAAGCCCUUCAAACUUCCUGACCUAACACAGGGUAUUCCCUCAACUCUCGAGUACGAAAGGGAGGGAGCUACGAACAAGAGCGCGCUCGCCGACUUGGAGGAGCUCGAAGCCGAGGGUGGCGGUCGACACAAGGGAGAACUCCCUGCUUCCGCAUAUAUCUCGUCGACUGAGAAGCGACGAAACAGAUGGGCCAACCGCAUGUACCUGUCCGCUCUGGUUCUAGGUCUUGGAAGCGUUGCAUGGCUUGGUCGUGACUGGGACGAUGAUGAGGCAGAAAUGCACCGAGAUAUCCCGAACGGCUGGUCGCCGAAUUUGUGGUGGACCCGUGCUCGUACACGCCUCAACGAUUCACUCAGCUAUUACCACGAGCCUGCUUUUGAAAAGCUUCUGCCUGACCCCGACCCCAUGUUUGAGCGCCCAUACACACUCUGUAUCAGUUUGGAGGACAUGCUGAUCCACAGUGAAUGGACGAGAGAGCAUGGCUGGAGAAUAGCCAAGCGACCCGGCGCCGAUUACUUCCUCCACUAUCUCAGCCAAUACUACGAGCUCGUGCUGUUCACCACCGUCCCCUUCGCCAUGGGUGAGCCAUUGGUGCGCAAGCUCGACCCAUAUCGUUUCAUCGUCUGGCCUCUAUUCCGCGAGGCCACAAAGUACAAGGACGGCGAGAUUGUCAAGGAUCUUUCGUACCUCAACCGUGAUCUAUCCAAGGUUAUCAUGAUUGACAGCAAUGCUGCUCACGUUCGCAACCAGCCCGAAAACGCUAUCGUUCUUCCCAAGUGGACCGGCGACCCGAAGGACAAGGACCUGGUUGCAUUGAUUCCCUUCCUCGAGUACAUCCACACCAUGCAAUACAAGGAUGUCCGAGAUGUGCUCAAGUCUUUCGACGGCAAGAACAUCCCCGUCGAAUUUGCCCGUCGUGAGGCAAUUGCCAGAGCCGAGUUUGAGAAGCAGUUCAACGCACACAAGCGAAAGCACACCUCGGGCAUUGGAGCUCUUGGCAGCAUGCUCGGCCUCAAGCCUAGCAACUUGAGCAUGAUGGUCCCGGCCGAGGGCGAGCAAAGCCCCAGCGAGGCUUUCGCUCAGGGCAAGAUGCUCCAAGACAUUGCCCGGGAGCGUGGCCAGCGCAACUACGAGAUGAUGGAGGAAGAGAUCCGCAAGAACGGCGAGAAGUGGCUCAAGGAGGAGCAACAAGCACAGGAGAAGGCCCAGGCCGAGGCCAUGGAGAGCAUGAAAGGCUCGUUGACUGGCUGGUUUGGAAAGAACUAA
Pestalotiopsis fici W106-1 is the source of this 1536-nucleotide messenger RNA. RefSeq names its product Mitochondrial import inner membrane translocase subunit TIM50. Bases 1 to 1536 code for a protein of 511 amino acids. The transcript has a single exon. Gene Ontology annotation, molecular function: phosphoprotein phosphatase activity. The record is from RefSeq and is a predicted model, not a curated record. Lineage: Eukaryota; Fungi; Ascomycota; Sordariomycetes; Amphisphaeriales; Sporocadaceae.